Gymnodraco acuticeps is the source of this 1507-nucleotide messenger RNA. Its product is annotated as alpha-2,8-sialyltransferase 8F-like. The annotation marks the transcript as partial. The transcript is spliced from 7 exons. Gene Ontology annotation, biological process: oligosaccharide metabolic process; N-glycan processing. The record is from RefSeq and is a predicted model, not a curated record. Gene Ontology annotation, molecular function: alpha-N-acetylneuraminate alpha-2,8-sialyltransferase activity. NCBI's taxonomy places the organism in Eukaryota, Metazoa, Chordata, Actinopteri, Perciformes, Bathydraconidae.
UCUGGAUCAUUGUGGACAACAGCCAUCUUGUACCAAAGUGGACCAACUUCACCCAAGACAAUCUCCCCUUGGCCCUCUGACCUUUGCAAAGGAUGCAGGGCGAUCAUUGAAAAAGUAAGAGAAUGCUACUCAAAAACUUGGAAGAAGCAAGAAGACAAUUACAGAAGCCUCAGCUCUCAGCUGAGAAGUCAGUGCCAGGGAUUUGACAGGGCCAUCAUUACCCAGGCCAACACUCCAGUGGGAUCAAAUAUUGUGUACGCUGCGGAAAACAACAAGACCCUCGAGGUGACUCCAGGAAUUUUCAGCACCUUCAUAAAGGAGAAUCCAUUUCCAAAGAAAAAAUGGGACACGUGUGCUGUUGUUGGGAACUCAGGGAUUCUGACAAACAGCAGCUGUGGAGAGAUUAUUGAUUCGGCUCAGUUUGUUAUCAGGUGCAACCUACCUUCUUUGGGUAAAGGCUAUGAGAAACAUGUGGGCACCAAGACUGACCUUGUGACAGCCAACCCAAGCAUUAUGCUGAAGGAGUAUGGAGGUCUAAUGGGACCACGCCGUCCAUUUGUGGAGAGUCUACAUAGCUACGGCAAAUCCAUGAUGGUUCUUUCCCCCUUCUCCUAUGCACACACCACUCCGGUGUGCCUGAGGGCAGUAUACAGCAUUAGGGACUUUGAAAGUCCCAUUCAGCCCAUGUUCUUCAACCCUGAUUACUUCCAGAGUCUGGCCCUCUUCUGGCGCUCCAGAGGCCUACACAGAGGCCUACUCAGCACCGGCUUAGUGAUGGUUAACAUAGCGCUGGAACAAUGUGCCAACGUGCAUCUGUACGGUUUCUGGCCCUUCAGUAAUCACCCAUUUGAACUCAAUGCGGUGAAUAACCACUACUACGAUGAUCUAAAAGCUGCAUGGACUGUCCACUUCAUGCCUGCUGAGUUUGACCUCUUGUUGCGGCUGCACAGUCAAGGUGUGCUGAGGCUUCACCUGGGAAACUGUCGACCGGGUAAAAAUGAGUUCCCAGGUCCAGAGAUAGAUAGAUAUCAAUAAAGUCCAAUUUGUCCCAUAAAAGGUACGUGCCACUUUCUAGCACAUUAUGAUAUGAGUUCAUGAUGAUGAUAUGAACUCAUGGGCAUCUGAAGAAUCGGGACAUUUCCUGGUGGACUGAGGGUUAAUCUCAGAAUUUGUCUCUAAACUAUGCCUUUUCAAUCCAAUCCACUCACUCUCCCCCCAUAUCAGUUCCUAGACCAUCUGAGCAGAGGGCUAAACCAGAAGGUGCAAUAGAAUAUAUUGUCACUCACACCAAUUAUUACAUUUGAUAAAUAAUUAGGAUCUCAACUUUGAUAAAAAAUCAUUAGUAUUGUCAUUUUGGCCAUAAUAGUCAUCAUCUUUUACUUUUUCCAGCAAAAUUGCAAGGAAAUGGUUAUUCAAAAUAUAACUUUCAGUCAUGGAAAGGUUUCGCUAUUUGAAAAGAUGUGUGUUUAUUGACACAUUGUGAGAUGUAAAGGAAUUCCAGUUAGAU